Molecule: messenger RNA, 7027 nt
Organism: Grus americana (Whooping crane)
Lineage: Eukaryota; Metazoa; Chordata; Aves; Gruiformes; Gruidae
Gene: GLIS3
Product: GLIS family zinc finger 3
Exons: 10
Coding region: 190-2508 (772 amino acids)
Biological process (GO): regulation of transcription by RNA polymerase II
Cellular component (GO): nucleus
Molecular function (GO): RNA polymerase II cis-regulatory region sequence-specific DNA binding; DNA-binding transcription factor activity, RNA polymerase II-specific
Source: RefSeq, a predicted model, not a curated record
CGCAGUUACUCACCUCGCCGACAAGCCUGCCGCGGAGAUGAGGACGCAGCGCUGUCUGGGAGGACGGGACAGACACCCGCCCGGGAGAUUUGUCAUCCUGCUGAUGAAUAAGCGGAGAUAGGUCUUGGUUAUGGACCCCGGUGCAAGUCCAUUGGAAAAGGCAUCUGCAACAAAAUCACCAGCAGUCCCAUGACAGUUCAGCAGCUGGGACCUGUUUCACCUCCUGCUAAUCUGGUUUCAGCAGCAUGCAACCAGAUCAGCCCUAGCUUACAGGGGUUUAUGGAUGCUUCCAGCCUGAGUGCUUCUCCAUCAGAUACAAGGUCACUCUUGUCAGCCGAGUCUCUGGCCUCUACAACGUUAAGUUUGCCAGAAAGUCAGUCCACUUUGAGUGUUAAGCAAGAGUGGUCGCAUGGGUGCAAGACGCUUCCUUUUGUUCCUCCUGACCAAGGUUUACAAAAUGUCAGUGAGCUGGGUGACUUACUAAAUUUUUCACCUGGAACAUCUGUGUCCGGUAACUGCGUCUGUAAUUCAUUACCGUCCUACUUAUAUGGCAUGGAAAAUAAGCAUUCCCCUUACUCUAGUCCUUGCCAUUCCUCAACCCAGUCUCAGUCAGUCCGCUCCAAAAAGAGAACACUGUCUCUAUCUCCUCUGUCUGACGGCAUUGGUAUUGACUUCAAUACAAUCAUCCGUACAUCCCCAACCUCUCUGGUGGCCUACAUCAACAGCUCCAGGACAUCACCAGCAAACGUCUCCCCACAGCCUGAGGUCUACGGACAUUUUUUGGGAGUGAGAGGAAGCUGCAUACCCCAAACUGCCCAGAAAGGCCUACUCAUGGCUAAUGGUAACGCCACCUUCCCAGGGUACGUUGAGAAUGGGGCUGGUGAGUACCAGCGGAUGCAGCAGCUGGAGCAAGCUAGCUUGCAGAUGGCCGCCACAAGUAACAUGGUGAUCCAGCAGAGCGUGCCGCCCAUGGACAAUCAGACGGUGGGUGUCCUGAAAAAUGAGCGGCUGGGUGAUUUCUCAGGCCGUACAGUCGAUAUGCCCCCUCCACCCCUGCUGCCACCGCCUCCUCCACAAGGGCCACCCCCACCAUACCAUGCUCACCAGCACCGGCAUCCGCACAGCCUCCCCGGUCGCAUUCACCCGCUGCCUGUGCCGCCUCCUGCCCCAGACUCCCUGCUUGACGAAGAUGGUGAGCUAGAUGAUUACAAUGACAAGCAUGGCUGUCGCUGGCUUGACUGCGGUGCUCUGUAUGACCAGCAAGAGGAACUUGUGCGGCACAUAGAGAAGAUACAUAUAGACCAGAGGAAGGGAGAAGACUUCACUUGCUUCUGGGCAGGGUGCCCACGAAGGUACAAGCCAUUUAAUGCCCGUUAUAAACUGCUGAUUCACAUGAGAGUCCACUCAGGAGAGAAGCCGAACAAAUGCACAUUCGAGGGUUGCAAGAAAGCCUUUUCAAGACUAGAAAAUCUCAAGAUUCACUUAAGGAGCCAUACGGGUGAAAAGCCGUACCUUUGUCAGCACCCUGGCUGCCAGAAAGCAUUCAGCAACUCCAGCGACCGCGCCAAGCAUCAGAGGACUCACUUGGACACUAAACCUUAUGCAUGUCAGAUUCCAGGAUGUACCAAACGAUACACAGAUCCAAGUUCUCUGAGAAAGCAUGUGAAAGCCCAUUCUUCCAAAGACCAGCAAGUCAGGAAAAAGUUGCGAUCGAGCUCAGAGCUUGGCCAGGACAUGCUGAAUGACUGCCUUGCAAUCCAGCCCCUCCAGCCAGCCCCAUCACCACAUGAUGCUGCAAAUAAUACCAUGGGGCACUCCCCAGGGCCUGCUCACAAUAUUUACUCAGUGGCCGUGUUCCCCAGCACACAGACAAGUCGAAGCGGAACAGCAGCUGGGGCAGUGUCCCUGUCCCACCCUAGCAGCCAUCCCUCCCCAGGAUGUAACAUACAGGGUAGUCCUCUCCAUCCUCCCCCCCAGUUACCUCUUCUCUCAGCUGUGGACUCAGAGAGGUUUGUUGCUCCGGAUCCUUCUCACCACAUCAGCCCCCAGAGAAUUUCAGUUCAGCCUCACAUGAUGCAGAGACGGACUCCACAACCUCCCCACCUUCAACAGCCUGCAGGAAUGCCUCUAAAGACAUACCAGCCAGCAGCAAACCCUUCUUUUCAACCAAAUAGCCUCGACAUCCAAGGUUUUUACGGGCAGCUUCAGCCUUUAUGCCUUCCACAUUAUGCUGACACUCAGAAGAAUGUACAACAUGGUAUUUCUUGCAAUAUGGAUCCUCCUUUUGAAGACUGCUUAGUUGCCACAUCAGCGGGCCAGGCAGGGCUUGGCAUUUUCCAUCAAACUUUUUCAGCUCAUUCUGGCAUUACAGUUCAUGACUUUCCAGCAGGGUCCACAGGUAUCUUUGGUGAUUCAGCUCACAGCAUGCCUGAGGAUAGCAGUUUACUACAAGUAAAUGCAGUGGAUCAUUGUUCUAGCCAGCUUUCUUCUAUCUACACUGAAGGCUAAAGUGAUAUGAAACUAGUUACAAGAUCUUGAUUCCAUUUCAUCUCACCCUUCUGAUAUUUCACUACAAAAAUUUUCUCUCCAUGAAACUGCCAUGUAUGUAUGGGGAUAUGGGUUGAUAUACAUACAUAAUGGAGAGGAAAAAAGUGAUCACCAAGCAUUCAUCAUGUAAUCAAGCAGUCAAUUGAGAAGGAGAAUGUUUGGAGAAACAAGCUUUGCCAAAACCUUAGCAAUUGUUUCUUUUCUUUUCAUCUGUGGCACAGCAACUCUACUUUUUUGGUUCUUUCUUCUUUUUAAUUUCUCAAAGGGAAUGCACAGACUGAAUAAGAAAACUGCUUGUUGGCGGUAAUCCUUUCAAGCUGAAUCAGUGGACUUAUUGAAGAACACAGCUUUAGAAAAUUCCUUUUUAAAAAAAAAAGGAAAAUAAGUAAAACGAGAGCAUACUACAAACAUUUCAAAGGUACACAACUUUUUGCACAACCUGUUUGCAUGUGAUGCUUCCAAAGUUAAACACACCCCAGCAUCAAACAGGGAGAGAAAUUAGACAUACAUCCUGGCACUACUCAUUGGAGGCAUUGGUGUGGCUUCUUUUUGGAGCCAAAGAUCAUUGGUACUGGAUUUCGUACUGGAUUUCUUACAGGCCUCGGUUUAGGUGUCUUUUCCUUCCUUCUGUAUUUUAAGCCAUACAACAUGGCCAUUGCUAUUUUUCCAAUAUUCCUUCUGACCCAGUGCUUUAUGCAAUAAAUAAGAAGGGUUAAAUGCACUACAUGAGAAGGUACAUCGACUUUGUCUAUAUAUAGCACAGCUGCUAGAUAAGAAUAAGUGUGGUUUAACUUUCUGUUGAUUUUUAAUUAUAUUGUAGAGCUUUAUUGCUGUAUGUGCUAUAGUACUCUAAAGUAAGGUUUCAAAUACCCUGUAGAAAAGAUUCUUCCUUUUUAAAAAAAAAUAUUUUUUUAAAGCAGCCUGUACUGAUUCAAUUCAAAUACUGAUUCAAAAAGUUUUUGUUGCCCUAACAUUUUUCAUUUCCAUAACACAUUUUCAGGAAGAAAAGCUACUCUUAAGUUUGCUAUGUUCCCUAUGGUUAUUUAGAGAUGUAGAACUGAACUGGUUUGGUGGUUUUGACUUUUCUACUCAAUGUCAGGCUCUGGUCCUCGAAUUUAGUCCAGGAUGCAAGCAGAUGAGGUUGCCCUUCACAAAAGCUACAAGGGCAUGAGUUAAAAACAAAAUUUUGCAGUGGAGAUGUGUCAUCACUGUGAUCCUAUAUACCUUGGGAGCAACUCUUACAUUAUGUAAGACUGAGGUUUUAGGUUAUUAAUCCCUGUUCAUCCAUUUUGUGGACUUCUUACUUUGUAGUGUGCAUCUUAAUAUUCUUAUGACCUGAUUUAAUAAGGACAAAAAUCCAGAGUUCAUUCUUAGAGGCUAGACCUAUGCUUCUGAAAUCACUUGUCUCGAAAGAUGAAUUUUAAAAAAUGUUUAUACCAACGUUUUCUUAUCCUGAGAAGCUUUUCAGAGUUGUUGAAUGCAGUUUGGGUCAAAUUCAUAAUUUAAUUUGCUGUUAUGUUGCAUAGAUGAAUUUAUGUCCAGAUGUUUAUAAACACUGGCAAUCUUUUGAGAUUUAUAUUCAUGAAGUAUAUUCUUAUAUACAGGCAUAUGUGCUUAUAUAUUUAAUGGAGAGAUUUUCAUCCAAUAAAUGCAAAGAAUAUAUGGAUAAACCAUGCAUAUAAAUUAUGUACAAUAAGAAAUAAUAUGGCUUAAAUACAGAUAAUUCUGUACUAAAUUCUUCCCCUUUUUAUUCUGCUUCUCACAUCACCAGUGAAUGUGUCCCUCUGCUUCAGCUUGCAAUAGUAGGUCUAGUUCUUACUAUAUGUGGUUUGCAUUGGGUUAAAUAUCAUCAAGGUUCCCUACACAGCUAUACAUACACAGGCAAAAAGACAGUCCUUUUGCAUUAAUGUAUGAUAUGGCCCAGUGCAUUGACAGCAAGUUUCGCUUUUUAAUAAAGCUUUAAUUUUAUGCUAUCUUACAACCCAUUCUGUGGUCACUGCACAUGCAUAACUUGAUUCAGCAGGAGUAAUUAGGCAUGCUGAACACUUCAGUUUCAAAUGUGUAGGACUGUUUCGUUCCAGUAAGGGCAGGAUCAGGCCCAGUGUGUACAUAUGCCCGUAUAUGUACAUACGUACUUUUGUAUAUAUAAAUCCUUCAAGGUCCUUCUAACCACAUGGUUGUCCAGAAUUUGUCAGUUGCUGUGUACAAAACUGAAAUAUUGCUGCUGACUUCAGAUCUGUACUGACUUUUAAAUCUUCUGAAAUAUUUUUUGUAGUAUCUGAGUAUACAAGCUGUCCAGUAGAGAGGGGGCUUAUACAUCAUGAAAGUUCCUGACCAAAGGGAAAGUGGGAAGACAGAAUUGAAAAAGGGUAUUCAUAAUUUGGGGGUUCAUCAGUUACAUUUAAAAAAGGAAACUUCUGCAAGUCAUUCAUUCAUUCUUUCAUAUAUAUAUAUAUAUAAAAAAAUUAUAUAUUUACAGCUUUCUAUGAGCCUUAAUCUUAAAAAAGAAGGAGCUAGAAUACAGUCAAAUUAAGCACAUGAGAGUGGGCUACCAGUCUGUAAAAAGGUACGCCUUUGUUUACUUCUGUAUCAAAGAGAAUUCUUCAUGAUUAUGUCAUUAUUCUCUUUGGAGUCAGACUGACUUUAGGGGAUCAGCUUAUAUCACUGAGGGCAAUUGUAUAAAAAAGAACCAUUUUAUCUCAUAUAUUUUGGAUAUUUAAAUAGGGAAUCAUGUUUGUCACAUGUUACAAUGAAAAAUGGUGCUUGUGAAAAUACAUAGCAUAAUGCCAGUUACUGACUUAUAUGCAAAAUACUUGUGCCUCAGUGAUUUUUGUGUUAUUAUUCUACUUGCUGGAUUGUUAACUUUCUAAAGGGAUUCAUAUCUAAGAGAUUAAGUUAUUUUAGACUAUGGACAUUAAACUAUAUUCUAAUGAAAUUAUUUACAAUCAUUCUUUUAUACAAUUCUCUUGUUUUCAGACUCAAAUGGUCUAUUUAUAUCUGCAUUAGAAAUGGGACUACACUGGAGUUUAAAAUAUAGUUUCAAAGCACAUGUACAAAUGUGUGAGUGUAUGCAAGUGCAUGUGUGUAUUUGGGUCUCCCUUUCUAUGUAGACAUAUACAUGUAUAUAUACACAGAUACAUAUAGGCAUUAUGGUUUACUAAUACCGAAUGCUGAAGUAUUGCAGUGCUAAGACCAUCUGUCACAUCGUAUUUUGUUUUCAGCUUUCUUUGAAGAGGUGUGAAUGAGUAUAAAAAUUACAUUUUAACUUUUUAUUCCCUGUUUUCCCUUUGUAAUUUUAUAGCAGAUUUUUUUAAACAGCACUUUUUGUUGUUUGUGUGAAAUUUUUUUUGGCUUUUUUUAUAUAUAUACUUCCUAGGAACAGAUAAAGCAAAAGCAAAAGACCACAAUUUAAAAUUGGCUGAGUAGGGUUUCAUUUAAGAAAAAAUUCUCUUUAUUCUGUGCAGAAAGCAGCAUCUUGUGUAAUAUUUUUUACACCAAAGCACUUUGGUGAGGAGAGAAAGUGGGAGUAUGUUUUUCCUAAACCUUACAGACUAUUCUACAUAUUUAUACAUGCUUACAUGUACACAUACGAACUCCAUUUACCAUACUGAAUAUCUGGCUGAUAUUUAGUCUAAAGAUGUAUCUGUUGCAUACCAUGAAAAAUAAAUUUUCAAAAGAAUUAGUUACACUUUUUUCUCUACUAGUAUGUAUAAUUUUGUGAUUUUUUACAGUUAUUUUUCAUAUAAUCAUAAGUUAUUUUUGUCCUGUUUCAUAAAAUUCUUUUUUUAUGUAAAAGGUAAAAUUGAAAGGUGUAUGUGCAUGGUACAAAAUAAAACUGGAAAAUUGUAACCCAAUGACAUCACCAGUAGAAUGUCUUAUUGUGAGAUGCCUUUAAAGAAAACUGCUCCAGCCGUUGUCCUUCACCAUAAAACUACUAGUAUUUGCAUGGAUUAGUAUAAUUAGAAACAGAAAUAGGAAAAAAAAAUCUCAGAUUUCUUCUAAAAAACACUUGUGUCAGAGUUUUAAGUCUGGAUUUAAUUAUUGUUAUAGUGAGGCUAGAGAUUUGUAGAGAUAAAUUAAUGCCUCGGUGCGUGUUUACACCCUGGGUGGAGACACAAAUAAAAGAAGAACAUUUAAUUACAUUUUUGUGCUGUGAUAAUUUUUAUUGGUUUCUUUGUUCAUGUGGUUCUACAAUACAACACGUAAAGAGAUUUUGCUUUUCUGUCUGGUUAUUGUUUCUAACAUACUCAAGCAAUUAAGAAAUUAUUUCAGAGCAUUUAAUGUAAGGAAGAGAGCAUCUAUUUUUACUAAAAUGCUAACAAAAGAUAGAGACAGAAGUUGAUGCAUGAUAAUGUCCGUAUUCUCCAAAACACAUCCUAAGAAUCCAGCAUGCUUAGGAAGUAAGAGGUUACCUUUUACCACUCCCAUAAAUGAGAAAUCUAAAGACAGAAUACAAACUAAUAAAUUAAGUGGAAAAAAA